UGGUGGCGAACUUCUUCAUUAUAUGGGGACGUUGAGCAUAGAGAAUUUUUUGCCAAAUCUUAAGAAAUUAAGACUCAGGAAUACAAAAUUAAAUUGGAAGAAUAUGUAUGUUGUUGGGAUGUUGCCGAAGCUUGAGGUCCUUAUCUUGGAGGAUAAUUCUGGUGUUGGAAGAAAAUGGAAACCCAAAGAUGGAGGAUUUCAUGGAUUAAAGUUCUUAUGCAUACAUGAUUGUGAUCUACAAAUUUGGAAAGCCACGAAUGGCCAUUUUCCUGUCCUUGAAUGUCUAGUCCUCAUGAACAUGUAUCACUUUGAAAAGAUUCCUAGUGACUUUGCAGAUAUAGCUACUCUCAAAUCAAUCAAGUUAUAUAAAUGUUCAAACUCAACUAUAUCUUCUGCCAAGUGUAUUCAAGAAGAGCAACGGGAGUACGGAAACAACGCAUUUACUGUUGAUAUUUUACGAUGAUGGUGUUUUACUUUCCAGGGAUGAUGACUUAAAUGAUUCUAAUUGGUAUGAAUAAAGGCGUUGCACGUUCCAGUAAAGAUGAUUUUCCGUUGGUUGAGAACUAAGUUGGUGCAUAUAUGAUAUGAUGUUAGAAGAUCAGAGAUUCCUUAGCUUGCAUCUUCAUAAGCUCCAUGAAAAUGAGAUGAGAUAGAUGCAACCAACACAUGCACCUUACCACACUGUAAUCUGAAGACUUCAUAAGCUCAAUCGGCCACCCGGUACGUACAAUCUAGUAUCAACAUACAUCUUCUGAUCUGUGUCCACUUCAAUACAUAAUUAGUUUUCUGGCAAUUAAGACCAAAUUAAUUAAAUUAAACUCACAAAUCUUAAGAUCACAAUUUGAAUUGAGCAACUGUUUUUUUUAUUCUUUGCUUCUAGUCUCUAUGAAUAACAUGCAUUUGCCAAAUGCAUAUAUGUAUGAAUUUUAAACCAC
Messenger RNA from Ipomoea nil (Japanese morning glory), 935 nucleotides. RefSeq lists its product as uncharacterized. Gene Ontology annotation, biological process: protein folding. The coding region runs from base 23 to 463 and encodes 146 amino acids. Gene Ontology annotation, molecular function: alpha-tubulin binding. The transcript has 2 exons. Lineage: Eukaryota; Viridiplantae; Streptophyta; Magnoliopsida; Solanales; Convolvulaceae. The record is from RefSeq and is a predicted model, not a curated record.